Molecule: messenger RNA, 6360 nt
Organism: Haliotis rubra (blacklip abalone)
Lineage: Eukaryota; Metazoa; Mollusca; Gastropoda; Lepetellida; Haliotidae
Exons: 27
Coding region: 1629-4691 (1020 amino acids)
Source: RefSeq, a predicted model, not a curated record
CCGCAGGGGGCGUUCAUAUGUGACUCAUGGUUAGGGCGAAACAGACUGUUGUGAAUGUCCUUCAUCUUGCCAAUGUACACAUUUACAGUCUCGUCAUAUAAACUAGGAAUGGGAUUACCGCGGAAAAUGAAAGGACGUCUUCCCUGUAUACGGACGUAGUGGGGUAAACGUUUUGAUGCAUUGUGUUUUUAACAACAGACAGCCACUCUCAGGACGUCGAUGAGAUGAUACUAUGUGAUUACUGUGGCGAUGACAUCCCUGCGACGACAAAUGGUCGUAAACAAUCAGAUAAGAUAUUCCAUCAAGAUUGUUUCAAUCACCAUAUCCCCAGAGGAGAACGUGCUCUGGCACUCUUCAGAAAGGAUUCUUCACAAUCUAAUGUAUUUCUGACGGCUAUACACAUCAGCUAUUUGAACGGACUAAAAGGUGAAAACGCCGAGCAAAGGAAACAGAAAAGGGUUAAGAGAGAUCACAAAGUGAAAGAGUUAUUGAAAGAAGUGACGGCACUCCGCAAUUCAACCUCUGGUCAGAUCUUGAUACAUCUUGUAGGUCGUGACCAGCAGGAUACUUUCUCCGGUGCAUUUGACGAAUUCGUUGAUGAAAAGUUUUUGGGUUUAAUCCACGAUGGAAGUCUUUUCACUGAUGUUUACACGAAACAGCCCAUGUGUGCAUAUGGCAAAGUCCUGCAGCAGGUGAAACUCGAGAAAGAAGAGGAGCUUCGUGCGCUGAGAGAAAGCCAGCAGGAAGACAUUGAUCAGCUAGAGACCUUGAUAGAACAAAGCAAACUAGAGCUGGAAGCUAUAGAACAGAAGCUACAACAAGAGGAAGUGGCACAGUUUCUGAGCUUUACUGACAUUAUAGUUCUCUCUGUAGAAGGUGGAGACUAUCUGACAACAACCGACUUUAAGACCAAGAUAGCCUUGGACGAUCGAAUCAUCAACCCCUCGGACCAGACUGUACUUACUUGUCUGAGGAAGAAGAAACAGUUUCGUGAAGUAUUCCACUGUCCGGAAGUGAAUUGGGUUAUACAAAACCUGCAAGAGAGCAGGUCCAUUCAAUUCAAAGGAUACUACCCCACGCCAAACAGCAGUGAUCGAGAUAUUUUAGAUUUCAUGUUCAAGGAGCACAAGCUUCUGGAAUACGCAAGCGCAUUUACAAAGAACGAUCGAGGUGGGUCGUAUUUCGUUGGAGUAGCAGAGAGUGAUUUGUACUUUGCAAGCAACUUGUACAGGUCAAAGGUUUAUAAAAACCAACCGGUGGCAGUCAUAAGUUGUGAACAGCUUGCGACUGACAUUAAAAGAACAUUUGAAGAAACAGCAUUGGUAUGUGACUAUAAUGGGAACAAAAGACAUGAUCUGGAUUUAGUGAAGGUUGAAUUCCUGCACUCACUCACAGGCAGCGCAGCAAACGGUUCACCAAACAGUUCACCAGGUGGACAUUUUGUAAUACAUGUACACAUCAAACCAAUUAGUGGAAUAGUGUUCUAUGACAGUCAAGGACCAUUGGCCUAUCGAAUAGUCAACAACGCUGUCACAACAUACACUGUGAAGGAGUGGUUCCGGGCAAUCACUUUGUCAUCCAAGAAUUUAGCUCCAUAACUAUAAUGCAGAGGAAGUAGGAACAUAUUCAUGACCAUUUCACCAGAAAUCAGCAAGUCAGCUAGACAGGCAAUGGCGAAACUCGAGGGAAAAGUGAACCCAGAGGCGGAAAACGAAUUCCAUUUGAAGACUAAAGAUUUUCUUCGUCCUUCAUUGAAGCAAAUAGGAAAUAGCAUCGCUGAAAUCAAACGCUACUUUCAGGAACCAGGGGUCAUCAGAAUUGUACCAUCAAGACCGAACAAUGAUCUACAAGACAUAAAUGAUGAUUUGAUGUCGCGAAUUACAGGGGAUGGAUUUCUAUUCAAGGAAAACAUAGUGAAAGGUGCAAGUUCUGAGCUAUGUGAAAACACGCCUGGCCUUGUUCUGCUGACGAAUUCCUUUGGACCAACAUUCAACCUGCCGACGUUGCCACAAACAGUGCAACAACUAUGUGACAUUUUCUUGGCACUGCCCCAGCAACCCCCCAUGUUGCUCACAGUUAUUGAUGCUUUUCCGGAGACAAAGAAUGCAAAGGAUUACAACGCACAUUUGGCCAGAGAAAUGACAACUAAAUUGCGGUUGUUUACUAGUGAGAGUGUUAACUUUGUACGUGGGAUUAUCAGUAGAAAUGAUCUGAAAGAUGCAAGAUUGUUCCAGGCCAGGUUGCGAGUACAUGCAUCAUUAUCUUCAAUAUUCCCACCGAAGUCAUCAUUCUCGAUGAACCAAAUGAAAUAUGAUCAAGUUAUGACAGCCUUCUGGGCGGUUGUUGCUGAAACAAAGUCCGUGGUGACAGAAAAAGGUGAUGUUAAUCGCAUGGAUAUACAGUUUCUCACAAAAGAACAGUGUGUCGUCUUGGUUGAGAACAUGAACUCUAAGCAUGUCCAGGUGAGAUGUAAACCCGGAAGUGGAGCUACGACUCUGAUGCUGGAGGUGACCAGGAGACUGAGCAGGCUGGGGGAGACUCUCCUGGUGUGUAGGUCAAGGGAGGAGACGGACAGACUCAGGCCCCUGUACCCAUCCAUAAUAUCGCUCCACGAAGUUGGUAAUCGUGAUCUGUGCAAGUUUGAGAACGUUGUCCACGACACGCAUGCAGUACUGCAUGGAACAAAUGGUCGUCACUGGCAGUUUCUGAGAGAGACAAGCACGGCAGACCUGAGGAAAAGAGUCACUGCUGUUGAAAUGGUUGUAAUUGCAAUGGACAAUCAACUGGAGGCAAUGAAAUGUGAAAACUGGAAACAGAGGAUGAAGUACAUGCAGUCGGAAAUGGAUGUACUCAAGUUAUUUCAUCAACUAGCUGGGUCUCAUGCUGUAAGUUGUGUUCAGCUGAACACUAUCAGUCACAAAACGGACAUUCUCCCAAGGAAAUGUUUAAGCGAUGACAUUUCACUUUCAUCACGGGAGUCUGGUGGGGUGGAACCUCACAUGGGGAAGUUAAUGGAAAGAAUAGAAGACCGAAAGGACCCUUUUCCCACUCUGGCAACGUUUAUCAUGGAAAGGAAGGCUGAGCUGAUGUACCUGAGAGCUAAAAUGACAUUCUUGGAAAAAGCUACCAAGGGUUCUGAGGACAAAGAUCCUAGGAACGAGCAGGGCACGCUGCAGGAGGGAAAACAUAACAGAAACGAACAGUGUCUGAACCCCGGGAAAGCUGAGAUGAGAGAGAAACAUAGACAAAAAAAGAAGCUCAAGAGGAAAUAUUCCGGGAAGCUGAGGCACAGACGCAGCUCCAAAGAAGACAAUGAAGAUAGUGUAGUUAGAUACAUAUCCAAACAGCAUCCAUCGGCAAUCCCUGAAACCCAGGCUCAACCUCCCAACCCAAAAUCUGAAGAAACACAGUGGACAUUUGAAGGAACUGGGAAACUCCAAGACAGAUUGGAAACUUUUGAGAAGGCAAGAGAUGAAAACAUACGGCAGCUGAUUCCACUUCUCACUGUUGAGUGGCAAAACACGUUGAACUACUUGAAGAGACAUACAGCCACACUCUCCUGGUUUGGAGAGGAUACGAGAGGAUUCCAUUAUGAUCAACGAGAGCGACACGACCCGUUUGUGCACGAAACACAUUCUCGCCAGGAAGGUAUCUGUGAAGAUCAGAGAGGUGACCAAACUGACACAAAAAGCCAGAAAAGUGGUGAUGUAGGCACAGAUGAGGUGGCUUCUGUUGCAAAGGAUGUGGACAGUACAAGAGCACUUUCCAUUUCACAUCCUAUCGGGAAAAGUCGCUGCAAACAAGAAAGUCCUGUCUAUCAAUUGAGGAAUUUUCAGUUGGGAAGGCUAAAUGUGAUGUGCAUCUAUGGAAUGCUCGGACAGAUAGCAGUCGCGGAUAAUGAGAACAUUGGUGAUCUGCAAGACAAAUGUGGACAUAUGGAGAAAGCCUUUGGUUGUCCUCUUCACGUUGUGGGAGAACUGGAUUCAUCCCGAUGUCAUCCCGUGUCAUGUCCUACACUUUUACUUGACGCCAAACGAGCCAACCAAAGAAGGUGUCACGUCACUGCAGAUGGAAAGUUAGUGAAUUCGCCACCAGCAACAAAAGCCAAGGAUGAUACAGGAUUGGAGGAGUAUAGUGGCACCUGCAGUCAUGUUCCUAUUCUACUUCCCGAACAUCUGACAGGCGACUCUGGCAGCCUCCCAGUUCAAUACUGGGAGACACAUACAGAUGUAGGUGUUGUCGGGGGUCAGGGAUGGCCGCCCAUCCUAGAGAUGGGACUCUCCGAGGCAGGACUGGUUGACAGCAGGACCUGGAUUUGUAAUCAGCCUCGCUCCUGGUGCGUCACUGUAUGGAGGUGUAAGAAACACGGUGGGAAGAUCUGUACCCGUGCGUACAAGGAAGGGGAUUGGGGAGACUGUAUGAUCGACACCAUGUCAGACAUUCCUGGAACAAAGGCCACCCUCUGCUAUGGCGUUGUUCUGGAUGUGGUGAGAGGGAGGGUCGCCUUUAUUGAUCUGAACAGGAAGGUUGUUUUGGCUAGGUAUGAUGUUCAGUUUAAGGAGACCCUUUUCCCAAUGUUUGGUGUCUGGCGGAGGUCAGAGGAUUUCUCAGUGGAGAUGACGCUGAUCAAUGGGGUGGACAUCACAAUGACUGACACCAAAAGAGCACUUUUAUGCCAAAGUCUCAAAUAGUAGAGAAAUCACUCAGAUGAACUGAUUGUUUACUGAAGGCAAUGCUAUCAAAAUAUAUGCAAACCACACCAUCGGAUGUACAAAAUAAAGGCUAUUAUAUGAACUGAUGCCUUAAUACCUUCCCAAAGACCAGGUGUCCAUGAAAAGAGAAUGUCCUGCCCUACUGGUACCACCCGCCACACGGAUCAACGACCUUGUCAUCUAACCGGUUUUUUUCAGUAAAAACAGUAAAGUGAGAGCCACUUACAUCACGGCUUAUUGUGGGAAAACUCCAGAAGUAAAACGGGUCAUUGUCGUUUGGUACUUUGAUAUGUUUCAUUGACAUUCUGGAAGAUAAAAUCCCUCUUGUUUGACAACAGCAUAGGCAUCUAACUGAAACCUCACACGAUAAGAGACUUUAAUAACAUCCUCGAGGCUGAAACCAAGACAUAAUCGGGGCAACACGGAAUUCAAAUCCACGAGGACAAGGUUUCAGGAGUGUCCAAGGGACGCAACUAUUCACAGUGAAUUACAGCGCCUUUGACCACUGGGUCAUUCGUGCCUAUUGACUAUUGACUAUAUCUGUUAUUAUCUAACCUCACACCUAAAUGUCGUUUUCUGAUUGACUGUGCCAAUCAAUGUACCAUCAGGUGAUGUACCCUCUAUGUUUGUUUAUGUUUACAUAUACAAACAUAGAAGGUACAUAAAACCAUGUCCCCCUCGUGACCAGUGAACAACUUAUAAUGGCUUGUGUCUGUAACACAUUUUCAUUGAGCUGCAUACUAUGUCCAGAGAAUGAAGAAGUGUGUUUUCUGUAAUACACUAUAGAAUGAUUCUGAUUGAUGGCUUAUUGGAUGGAAAGACAGAUGGAUACAAUGUUACUUAUCAUUGCCAUUCCUUGCUUGGUUUUGUUUCAAAUAUCUUUUUGAAAGUGUUGGUUUUGCGAUGAAAUCGUCUUUCUAGUUCAGCUUAAUGUACGUUUAACAUUUAUUGGGACAACAAGUUAAUUCACGCUGUGAAAUCCUUUCAUUCUCAAGAUCUGUUAUCUAUUUAAUGUAUCCAUGUUUAAAGAUGUUAUAUUGCUCUACCUGCAGUGGUUCAGGUGUUGCAUUUCUAUUCUGUUGAUUAUAGUGCAGUGUGGUUGAGUGAGUUAAGAUUGCCAGUUAUAUUGUCAGUAUUUCAGUCAUAUAGUGACUAAACAAGUUAUACAUUCAUAGCACAUAAAGUAAGAAUAUAAACACGAAGGACAGUAAUAUCACAGAUUUAGAUUAUGCAAAGAACCAUGGGGACUAACCAUACCUUGCUUCCUGCAUGCACCCUAUCCGGAUUUACACCAUCCCUUCAGCCGUUGGCAAGUGUGCUAGUUAUCUAUAGACAUGGGUGUCCCACUUCUUUUGAAUACAAAUAUGCUGAGGGAAACAAAUAAAGUAACACUACAUAGAUUGAUUUUCAACGUUUCACCCACAGUACAAUUCAAAACGUGACAGAACACAAAAAAUGAAAUGAAAAUAGAAUACUUGUUUCCCACUGUACAUGUUUUAUGCAGUUGUGCUUAUUUUCAUUCCUGUUUUCAUGCUGACUGCACAGUUUGUAAACGUCAAGUGAAUUCAUUUGUUAAAAUGAUGUUUUGUUUGAGUAAAGAUUAUCUAGAUUGUAUAUAGGUUUGCUGAAUAAAGCGUGUUUAUGAAUG